ACCAAACAGGCCGUAAUGAACAAAAUAAAAGCGGGAACGAAUGAAACCCUUGUGAUUUUGUGGCGGCCCGCCACUCGGUGUGCAAACGAUGUCGUACUGCUUCCUUCUCCGCGAAAAAGUCAAAAACGUCGUCGUAAGCGAAGACCUGCAAUACUAGAGCCGAAACGUUGUGGUCUAUUUACAAUUACCACCGCGUCACCUCCUGCGUAUCAGAUGCUGGUGCGACUAAUUCCUUCAAUGGCACUCUCUCUCGCUACUAGCCUUUCAUGGCGGACUAAAUUACCCAAUUUACUGCGGUCCUCAACUGAUUUCGCUUCUUCCAAACCUCGAUUCUUCAACCCUAACAAAGGCGUUUCUUCUUUUUGUUCCAACUCUCACGUUUCACUCGAGGCCGCCGAUACUGUCCCCGUUGGACCAUCAAAAUCUGGCUCUCUGAAACCUGGCUUAUACUUGGUUGGAACUCCGAUUGGGAAUCUUGAAGAUAUUACUUUACGGGCACUGCGGGUCUUGAAAUCAGCUGAUGUGAUACUUGCUGAGGACACUAGGCAUUCAGGGAAGUUGCUUCAGCAUUAUAAUAUUAAGACUCUUCUGUUGAGUUAUCACAAAUUCAAUGAGUCGCAAAGGGAACAAACAGUUUUGAAGAGGUUGAAACAAGGAGAGAUUGUUGCUUUGAUAAGUGAUGCAGGGACACCAGGCAUUAGUGAUCCGGGGACAGCUUUGGCAAAGGUAUGUGUGGAUGAAAAUAUUCCAGUUAUUCCUGUUCCUGGACCUUCUGCUCUGAUAGCUGCUCUUUCUGCUUCGGGGUUGGCCACUGAUGAAUUCACAUUUGUUGGAUUUCUUCCUAAACAUGCUGGAUCAAGGAGAGAUAGGCUGAUGGUUUCUGCGGAGGAGGCUGCAACACAAAUAUUUUAUGUUCCUCCACACAAACUUUGUCAGUUUCUUGAAGAAACUACCUCAGUUUUUGGCGAUUCAAGAUGGUGCGUCAUCGCUCGUGAGAUGACAAAAAUACAUGAAGAGUUUUGGCGUGGUUCUCUGGCAGAAGCUAAAGAAGCAUUCUCAAUGCACCAACCUAAGGGAGAAAUCACUCUCUUGAUCGAAGGGAAGGAAAAACUUGCUGUUGAAAGUCCAUCAGAAUGUCAACUAGAGAAUGAAUUGAGGGAUUUGAUAUCCAGUGGUCAUAGUCUUUCAUCGGCAGUCAAGCUGGUGGCGGAGGGAACAUCAGUGAGAAGGAAAACAAUAUAUUCACUUGCCUUGAAAAAAUUCGGCAAACAACUUGAGGCGGAGGACAAUUUAACUUGAUGCAUCUCAUAACGAAAUGAUCUGUGUUGCCUUGUCCCAUUAAUUUGGAUUUUGGGGUGGGGUGUCAGUGGCCUGCCAUGGGUGGAGCUAAGGCAGAGCAAAUUUUUUCUUCAGCCGGUUGAGAAGCGAGAGAUUUAAUUCCAUAGCCUGCUUCCCCAGAUGAGUCCGGGGUACCUGCACCUGCAGUGUCUACUGCCGGCAGUGUUUCGUCACACCAUUGUUUUUCAAAUUUAAAAAACAAUGUAGGUCUCACACGGUUCAACACAUCAGACGGUGAUGCUUGAAACUGUGGGAAACUUCAAGGAAAUCCCACUACAGAUACCCCGAUUUGUUCCCUAGAUGGUCAUGAAAUUUUUCGCUGCCUUGUUUCUUAGUUCUUAUCUAAAACUUUUAACUGCUAACCCGAACAGUCCAAA
Tripterygium wilfordii is the source of this 1715-nucleotide messenger RNA. Its product is annotated as ribosomal RNA small subunit methyltransferase I. Gene Ontology annotation, molecular function: methyltransferase activity. The record is from RefSeq and is a predicted model, not a curated record. NCBI's taxonomy places the organism in Eukaryota, Viridiplantae, Streptophyta, Magnoliopsida, Celastrales, Celastraceae. The transcript has 10 exons. The coding region runs from base 16 to 1299 and encodes 427 amino acids.